Messenger RNA from Drosophila obscura, 3420 nucleotides. RefSeq names its product ras GTPase-activating protein-binding protein 2 (gene rin). Gene Ontology annotation, cellular component: cytosol; ribonucleoprotein complex. Bases 498 to 2603 code for a protein of 701 amino acids. The transcript is spliced from 5 exons. Gene Ontology annotation, molecular function: mRNA binding. NCBI's taxonomy places the organism in Eukaryota, Metazoa, Arthropoda, Insecta, Diptera, Drosophilidae. The record is from RefSeq and is a predicted model, not a curated record.
UCAAAUAUACCGGACACGACAAGCAUUGAUAUUCCUAAAGAAAUCAAACAAAACCAACGCAUUGUAACUUAAUUAACCAACAACUGUGAUCGCCAACAUCGGAAGUAGCAAACGUGAAGCACGAGCGGAAUUGCCAACAUUUCACAAAACUAGGCCGCGAGCAAACCCUCCCUUUUGCUCACACCCACCAUACCUCCCGUGCUUCAGCUUCAUACAAAAUUCUGUGAACCAAGUGCUCUUCGCAACAGCAGCAGCGGCCGCCACCAAGUGCAAAUUUCGUCGAUUUCGGACAAUCAAGCGAAUCCAACCACUCAAAAGCAAUACCUAGUGCAUUAGAAACGUCCCCAAGUAGACGGGACACCAGCAGCAGGGGCCUUCAAACGUCGCAAAGAGAAAAUCAUUAAGAACUGAAUCCGCACCGUGCUGAGACUCCGUAGUGCACUACGAGCAGCAGCAAAAACCGAAGCCACUGUCGAUAGCUUGAGAGGACCCUAGCAAUGGUCAUGGAUGCGACCCAAUCGCAGCAGCCUUCACCGCAGUCGGUGGGACGCGAGUUCGUGCGUCAGUACUACACGCUGCUGAACAAGGCGCCCAACCACUUGCACCGCUUCUACAACAACAACUCGUCGUACAUCCAUGGCGAGUCGAAGCUGGUGGUUGGCCAACGCGACAUCCACAAUCGCAUUCAGCAGCUGAACUUCAAUGACUGCCACGCCAAGAUCAGCCAGGUGGACGCUCAGGCAACGCUGGGCAACGGCGUCGUGGUCCAGGUGACUGGAGAGCUCUCCAACGACGGCCAGCCAAUGCGCCGCUUCACCCAAACCUUCGUGCUGGCCGCUCAGUCGCCCAAGAAGUACUACGUGCAUAACGACAUCUUCCGCUACCAGGAUCUGUACAUCGAGGACGAGCAGGACGGCGAGUCGCGUUCGGAGAACGACGAAGAACAUGAUGUGCAGGUGCAGGUGGGCACCGUUGUGGAUCAGGUCGUCCAGGUCGUGGGAGACGUGGCCCAGCCGGCACCGCAACAGAUUCCUGCCCAGGCUCAGGUGGUGGUGGCCCAGCAGCAGCAGGUCGCUUCCGGAGCUGCCGGAGGUGCUGCACCGCAGCAAAUCUUCUACCCUCUACCGGCUGGUGCCGCCACUGGACGCCCUCAUACUGUGUUGCCACCUGCCCCCCAGGCGGCCGCCGUGCCCCUGCCGGCGCAGUUUGUAGCUCAGCAGCAGCCUAUCCAGAACGGAGUUGUGUCGCACGAGGAGCUGCAGCAACAACAGGUGCCACCCCAGGCCUUAGUGGCGCCCAGUGCCUCGCCGCUGGUGCAGCAGCAGCCGAAUAUUGCUGCAGUCUUGCCUACGACAGUGGGCAUCUUGCCAGUGCAGUCCACGAGCUUCCAGCAGUCUCCUCUGGUGGCUCCUCAGCUCAUUCAGCAGCAGCAGGCGGCUCAGCUGCCGCCACAGCAGCAGCCCAUUCAGCAGCAGCCUCUGCAGCCGCUGGUGGAGCCCGAAGAACCCGUGAACACGCCAAUUGUCAGCCAGAGCAUUAACGAGAUUCCACCUCGGCAGCAGCAGAAGCCUCCCACUCCCGUGGAGGACUUCAAGACGAUUCACGAUCAGCAACAGCAGGAGAAGUACGAGGCGGCCAAGCAGCAGCAGAACGAGCCCAAGACGUACGCCAAUCUAUUCAAGUCCACGUCCUCUUCGCCCAGCGGCUUCGUCAACGCUGUGCUGCAGCAACAGCAGCAGCUUCAGCAGCAGCAGCAGUCGAUCAGCAACACGUACACGUCGUCCUCAUCGGCAGGUGUCGGUAGUGGAAACGGCCAAGUGAGCUACUCGACCACAGCUUCCUCGUACAACAACACCAAUGGUAACUCGCGUCUGGACAACGGCGGACCACUGCCACAGCGUAAUAACUCGAUCAGGAACAACAACAACAACAAGGGUGGUGACUUUGAACAGCGUCGUCCGAGCAAUGCUCAGCAGUUCGGUGACAAUCAGCAGCUGUUUUUGGGCAACAUACCGCACCACGCCAGCGAGGAGGAGUUGCGCGAGCUCUUCUCGCGCUUCGGAAAUGUGUUGGAGUUGCGCGUUCUGUCCAAGGCUGGCAACAAGGUGCCACCGGGCAUGCGCAGCCCCCUGAACUACGGCUUUCUCACCUAUGACGAUCCCGAGGCUGUCCAAAAGUGCCUGUCCAACUGCCCCUUGUACUUCCCUGAAAAUUCGCCUGAUGGCCAAAAGCUCAACGUGGAGGAGAAGAAACCUCGCAUUCGUAACGAUAUGGGCGGACCACGUCAACCCAUCGGCGGCAAUGGCCUCAACAGCAACAUGGGAGGACGUCUGGGUGGAAAUAACGGACCACAAUCGCGACCAAUGGGCAAUAACAACAAUGGCACCGGUGGUAUGAUGCGCAACAAUUCCGGCGGCGGUGGCAACAACUUGCGCACCGGAGGAGGUAACGGAGCCCCGCGUCUGGGCGGUGGGGGCUUCGGGCCACGCAACGACAACCGCAGCGGCGGUGGUACCAAUCAGUCCAACGGACCGCUGCGCGGUGCCGGCAAUGGACAGACUGGCGGUGGCGGCGGCGGCACCGGCAACUACGGCCGUCGCUAAAGAAGAUGUCGCAGCGCCAGUGGCCCCAGGCAGUGGCAGAAGUCCUGCCCAUUGGCCCGAUUGCUGAAACAACAGUAACACACCAACAACAAUAACAACCCAACGUUUAGAACAUCGAUUUCUUCCUCAAAGCAAUCAUCGUCACAUACAUACAUAAACCACACACAUACACACUAAUCACAAACCAAACACACGCAGGCAUACACAACAAAGUCAAUCAGACAGAGCCACACACAACACAGAUGGCCUGUAGUCGGAGCAAGAAAGAAAAGUUAAAAUCUAAGAAGGGCAACAACAGCUUGCUUGAGGCGUAUGCGUAUAGCUGCACAAAUGAAAUGACACAAGCCUCGGGGCCUUAGUCCUUAGCCUUAGUUCAAUUGGGUCUGAGCCCGCUUAUCAGCCAGUUCGUGCAAAAAAAAAAAAACAAACAAACAAAAAAAAAUUGAUGUGCAAAUCUUUGUUGUGAAUCGAAAAAAGCAGAAAGGCCCCCGGCUUUGCAGGCCAACCAUCUUUUCACCGCACUCUCAAACGUGUAUUAUGUUUAAGUCUCAGUCAUGCAGCCCACCCCACAAUCAUACUCAAUCAAUCAUAUACACAAACACACACACACACGAAAACACACACCCAUACACAUAAAUACACUCAUAUUAGCAUAAAUGUAAUCCUAAAUUUGAGCUCUCGUUCGGCUAUCACCUUCGAAAUGUAAACCCAAACAAUCCAAGUUUGCAUGCAAAUUGGCAAAUCCGAUAGGAUGUGGGGAGAAAUGCAAAUUUUUUUCAUUUGUUUUUCAUUAAAUACCACAUUUACUUAAGCUAAA